AUGGACGUGGACGUGGACAUGGACAUGGACAUGGACGUGGACGUGGACAUGGACGUGGACGUGGACAUGGACAUGGACGUGGACGUGGACGUGGACGUGGACAUGGACGUGGACGUGGACGUGGACGUGGACGUGGACGUGGACAUGGACGUGGACGUGGACGUGGACGUGGACGGGGACGUGGACAUGGACGUGGACGUGGACAUGGACAUGGACGUGGACGUGGACGUGGACGUGGACAUAGACGUGGACGUGGACGUGGACGUGGACAUGGACAUGGACGUGGACGUGGACGUGGACGUGGACUUGGACGUGGACGUGGACGUGGACGUGGACAUGGACAUGGACGUGGACGUGGACGUGGACAUGGACGUAGACCUGGACAUAGACAUGGACGUGGACGUGGACGUGGACGUGGACCUGGACGUGGACGUGGACCUGGACACGUGGACACGUGGACGUGGACGUGUAGACGUGGACGUGGACGUGGACGUGGACGUGGACUUGGACGUGGACGUGGACGUGGACGUGGACUUGGACGUGGACGUGGACGUGGACGUGGACAUGGACGUGGACGUGGACGUGGACGUGGACGUCGACAUGGUCGUGGGCGUGGACAUGGACAUGGACGUGGACGUGGACGUGGACAUGGACGUGGACGUGGACGUGGACGUGGACGUGGACAUGGACGUGGACGUGGACGUGGACAUGGACGUGGACGUGGACAUCGACGUGGACGUGGACAUGGACAUGGACGUGGACGUCGACGUGGACAUGGACGUGGACGUGGACAUGGACGUGGAUAUGGACGUGGACGUGGACGUGGACGUGGACGUGGACGUGGACAUGGACGUGGACGUGGACGUGGACGUGGACGUGGACGUGGACAUGGACAUGGACGUGGACGUGGACGUGGACGUGGACGUGGACAUGGACGUGGACGUGGACAUGGACGUGGACGUGGACAUGGACGUGGACGUGGACGUGGACGUGGACGUGGACAUGGACGUGGACGUGGACGUGGACAUGGACAUGGACGUGGACGUGGACGUGGACAUGGACGUGGACCUGAACAUAGACGUGGACGUGGACGUGGACGUGGACGUGGACGUGGACGUGGACGUGGACGUGGACAUGGACGUGGACGUGGACAUGAACGUGGACGUGGACGUGGACGUGGACGUGGACGUGGACAUAGACGUGGACGUGGACGUGGACGUGGACGUGGACAUGGAGGUGGACGUGGACGUGGACGUGGACGUGGACGUGGACGGGGACGUGGACGUAGACGUGGACGUGGACGGGGACGUGGACGUAGACGUGGACGUGGAGGUGGACGUGGACGUGGACGUGGACAUAGAGGUGGACGUGGACGUGGACGUGGACAUGGACGUGGAUGUGGACGUGGACGUGGACAUGGACGUGGACGUGGACGUGGACGUGGACGUGGACGUUGACGUGGACGUGGACGUGGUCGUGGACGUGGACGUGGACGUGGACGUGGACCUGGUCGUGGACGAGGACGUGGACGUGGACGUGGACGUGGACGUGGACGUGGACAUGGUCGUGGACGUGGACGUGGACGUGGACGUGGACGUGGACAUGGUCCUGGACAUGGACGUGGACGUGGACGUGGACGUGGACAUGGUCGUGGACGUGGACGUGGACGUGGACGUGGACGUGGACGUGGACCUGGUCGUGGACGUGGACGUGGACGUCGACGUGGACGUCGUCGUGGACGUGGACGUGGACGUUGACGUGGACGUGGACGUGGACAUGGUCGUGUGGACGUGGUCGUAG
This is a messenger RNA of Closterium sp. NIES-65, 1800 nucleotides long. The record is from the annotation of a GenBank genome assembly. NCBI's taxonomy places the organism in Eukaryota, Viridiplantae, Streptophyta, Zygnematophyceae, Desmidiales, Closteriaceae.